Molecule: messenger RNA, 5478 nt
Organism: Trypanosoma cruzi
Lineage: Eukaryota; Euglenozoa; Kinetoplastea; Trypanosomatida; Trypanosomatidae
Product: cyclosome subunit, putative
Exons: 1
Coding region: 1-5478 (1825 amino acids)
Biological process (GO): protein K11-linked ubiquitination; metaphase/anaphase transition of mitotic cell cycle; anaphase-promoting complex-dependent catabolic process
Cellular component (GO): anaphase-promoting complex
Molecular function (GO): molecular adaptor activity
Source: RefSeq, a predicted model, not a curated record
AUGCAGAGUGCAUUCACGAUACGAGUGGGCGAGAAGCAGGCGGGUGGUGUGCGGGAUGUCUCGGUGCUGCACAACGGUGAGGUUCACUUUUCCGUAUCCCAUCGCAACGUGAAGUGGGCGUUUCUAACACGAUUUCCCGCCCCUUCCAGGCAGAAGCGAAGUUUGGACCCCGCAUUUGUUUUACCAGAGAGUACAUGUGCCAACAGUGAGUUGGAACUUAAUUUGGACAGUACCGGUGGGGAACGCACUGGAGCCGCAGCUCAUUGCGGCAGCGAAGCAGUGCAAGAGGAGUAUCUGUGCGUAUUUCAUCGUGAUGAGCCAAAGAAUCGGCAUAGCCACUACACCGCACAUCAAUCAUCGACAAUCUGCUCCGCCUAUAACACUGUGCACCCCGCUGCUGUCACACACUUUGUGCUAAAAAACAUUGCUCCCACGACCGUCGUGCCGGGUUUACGUGGCGUGUUUGUCCACGGCAGCCAGCAGUCUUCACGGGGAUCCUCAUCGAGGGCACUGCAGGUGGAGGGGUUUCUGUUCCAUCAGGCAGCAGAUUUAUGGUGGAUGGCUUCUCAGCUGACAUUUCGACCGGUUUACGUGAGUGCUGGAGGUUCGGAAUUGAUAACACGUCUUCCCAGCAAUCCUAUCGUAACAAUGAUGUCAGUUUCGUCGCAGGUGGAUAGUGGCAGUGCCACGCCAGGGUACGCGUUGGUGGACGCGAUUAUUCUCACCCAGUUUCAAACAUACAAGGGACGGUUAAUGACGGUGGCAGUGCGAGGCAGUGAAAUAUGUCUUGCAACGACGGUUUUAGUGGAACAUUUGGAUUCCUUGCUUUGGGUAUGGUGGCCGCAGCGUUUACAUGUGCCACAAUUACAUGUCAAGGCGACGGAUGUCUCUGUGACCAUUUCUGAGAGUCCAGAUGCCCCUGUUCAGGCACUGUUUCUUUUUGACGCACCUCAUACUUUGUUACAUGUUUUGAGAACACCGAACCUCCUGACUGGAAAGGGUGCGUUGGAGUUGCUCUUCACUAUAUCGACAAACUGUCCUCCAGUUGUGCUUCCUUCUCUGCGACCUUGUAUGAUGCAACCCAUUAUGGUGUGCCAUUACCCAUCCAUGAAUGAGGUGACUCUUUAUCAUGUUCCUACAAUCCUGGAGCACCCUUCUUCCUCCAAUAGCGUAGCCACAAUUUCCCUCGCGACUACACUGCCAAAGGAUUUUAUAGUGAAUGGUGUGUUGUAUCAGACGGGCUCUGCGGUUGCUUUUCAUGCUACCCCGCGUUCCUCCGGCAACGAAAGUGAAAGGGGAGAAAAGCACGCACAUGAAUUGAAACAAAAGACAUGCGUUGUUAGUUUUCCCUCGCUCUUGGAGGAGCAACACCCGCUUGUACAUUUUAUUUUGGAGGCGCUUGAAUUGGUUUUAGAGGCAAAUUGUGUCGCAUCGCUACAGUGUGAGUUGCUACGGCGUGCAUGGGAAAGCAAACAUUUGGGGAAUGUGUGGGAUUUUGGCAUUGGCUGUAUUGAAUUAAUCAUAGAAGUUGUCCGUACAAGUAUGAUUGGAAGAAGCAGAAGAAGCAACAUACUUGAGAAUAAUAAUAACAAUACUGGUGCUGGUGGUUGCAAUGAGAACGAUGGACGAUACUUUUUAAAAAAUGCUCUCGGGCAUGAGGAGAGGGAGGAGGUACGGUUGUGUGAUGUUCUUCUUGAUCCUAUUGCCCUGAAUGCUGAUUUGUUGCAACGUCAUUCGUUGUGCAGUCCAUGCGCCCCGGAAAAAAAUGGCCGUGAGGCCUUCCAAUAUGGUCCGAAUGUCAUUCAGCUCUGGACACAGCAUCAAUGUGGACUCAGUGUAUUUGUUUUGCAUCUUUUGUGUGAGAGCCUUAAGCUGCAGGAAAGACAUUGGGUUUUACUCGAGCCACUGGCGCAUAUGAACCUUGAGUUGAGUAAAUUGAUGCGGUGGACCCAAUAUGUUUGGUACUACUCAACCUGUCUCUGUGUGCCUGAGACAAGUGGCUUUGCAAAUCGCAGUUCGGUGGUCUCGCAACCAUCACCAGCACACGAAUUUCAGCGGACGUUGCCUGAACACAUCCUUCUUGAGAGAUUCGUCUUUUAUGCCGGUUCUUCCUCAGACGCCGUCCUCAGCGGGGCUCCGCCUAUUUUGUACACCAUAUUUCAGCGUGCACUUGCAGGGAAGGCGCGAAUGUCUGGUGGAUGGCCAGCCAUUAAAGGGGUUCUCUCCACCUCGCCCCUUUCUAUGGCCAACCGUCUUUUUUUUAUGCUGGUGGAUUGCUUUGAUACACCUCAAGCACAGCACAAUCAUGCCUCUCGCUGGUGGUUUCUUUUGUGCCGAGGUCUUUUAAAAUAUGGUAUUGAUCCCAAGUUUGUCUCUUUGGAGCUUUGCGUCGGCGUGGCGCAGCCGAUUGAGCGAGCUUUGGCUAUUGCAAAGGAUCAGGUAGAUGAUACUUGGGACAAUGACUUCAAUGCCAUCAUUGGGCGUUUGGAUCGCUUGCAACAGCAUGCGCCCACGCUUUUACGCUAUGCGGAUUCAUCCGGUGAUGUUGUGCGGGCUGCACAGGAGCGGUCCAUUGGAAGGCAAUACUGUGCCACUCUGAAUGAUGAUGAUGGCGUCAUUAUGCGACCGGACUUCCCGAAGCACUGGGGCGAUCCUCGAAUGGACAUUGUGCAGACCAUGUUAAACACGGCCGCCCCCAUUGCCUUGCCAAGUCAAUUAGACGGCGCGGAUGCCAUUUACGCCUCUUUAAAAACUCUUUCCAGACGUGCCACCGCUCUUCCUGUGGGACGUGGCAUUUUCACACUUUGCACGCAGAAUUUUAGGCUGCGUGAUAGUGUGCCAAUCCCACGUCUAAAUCUAGAGGGUCGAACGAGCGAUGGGAUUACAAUCACAAACAGCUCAGAUGAAUUUUCUUCAGAGAAUUUAAUAUGGCCAUUGUUUCACAACGGGUGUGCAGCGGGGCUGCGCUUCCUUCCAUUGCCUCAGGGUCAUGGUCAUGUGAAGGAGGAACAAUCCAUCACACGGCACUGGGUACUGUACCAAACACGUAAUAUCACAUGUCUUGCAUCCCGAUCUGGAUUACUCCUUGCGGCAGGACUUCUGGGACACUUAAAACUGCUUCAGCGGACUGAUAUAUAUUCACUGCUUGUCUCACCUCAAUCGGAGUUUUCUGGUCGUGAGACAGUUACCAUCGCUGUGAUGCUGGGUCUUAGUUGUAGUCUACGUGGAACGUGUAAUAGCAUUGUUUUUAAUUGUCUCUCAAUGCACGUGCAGUCCCUCACCCCUGCCACAGAAGACAUUGAGGUUUCCCUAGACGCUCAAACUGCCGCGUUGGUUUCCAUUGGAAUUCUACACCAGAGAUGCCCAGACGCUUUUUUGGCAGAGAUGCUUCUUGUACAAAUUUCACGCCUUCCAUCGGAUGAACAUUUUCGCGACAGAGAGGGAUAUGCAUUGGGAGCGGGGUUUAGUCUCGGCCUCAUUUUUCUUGGCAUUGGGAGUUCGCAUGGUGUGCCAAAUGUUGAGAAUCGCCUAUUAAAAUUUAUGGAAGGGGCACGCCGUGAAACUGUUCCAUCCACCUGUGAGGGAUUGGAGGUCUUUAAUGAACGCAAUCCCGAUAGUGGUCACUUUCUUACCCGAGCGUUACUGCUGCGGAACACAAAAGAUUCCUUUAGGAGCCAUUGCACUCGCGUAUAUGAAGGUGAUUGCUUUAACACUGCCGUCUCGAGCCCCGCGGCGGUUGUGGCACUGGGCUUUAUUUACAUGCAGACAGACGAUGCUUCCAUGGCAAAAAAAGUGUCUCCCCCAAACCGUUUGGUGGGACUGCAGGGAAUAUAUCCGGAACUUUGCCUACUACGCUCUAUGAUGUCUUCUCUUAUCUUGUGGUCAAGCAUUGAACCCACGUGUGAAUGGGUUCGGCAAAGUAUUCCUUCAUGUUUAAUGCGACUUGUAAAAUCUCCUCGGCAGAGUGGGUUGGCACCCGCUCAAGUCUCCUACCUCAUGAUGAAUCUAGGACACUGUCUUGCUGGUGUUAUUUUGGCUUUGGGUAUGCGCUACGCAGGUUCCAUGGACGCUGACGCAAAGGCGUUGGUUCUCGGUGAAUUGAAAGGUUUUAUGCGAGGGAGAAUUGGAACUACAGGAGCGGCGAUUAUUACCAUUCAGCGUUCUACGGGCGCUUUUCAACCGUGUCUUUCGGCAUGUACAGUGGCGUUGGCCCUUAUCAUGGCUGGGACGGGUGACGCUCAGUGCCUCUCUGUCAUGCAGAAACUUUACAAGCGUACGAAUGUGAAAUAUGGCGAUCAUCUUGCACUCUCCAUGUCUAUUGGUUUGUUGUUCCUUGGGGGAGGCCAACUUACACUCUCAAACUCACUCAGCUCCGUUGCGGCGCUGGUCAUGGCCUUUUAUCCGGUCUGGCCCGAUACAACUUCGGAUAACAAGAUGCAUUUACAAGCACUCCGUCAACUUUAUUGCCUAGCAGUUGUGCCUCGCGUCAUUGAGACAAUAGAUGUCCUCACGAACCGAUCUGUGUCUGUGCCCAUUCGUGUCAUUGUGCAUCGUGGGCGACUUGGUCAAACAGAACCCACUAGUGUUGUGAAGGAGUUAUGGACUCCGCUGCCGAAGGGGAAGGAGGAUCAGGCGGUCCGUAUGGUGACCCCCUGCCUGUUGCCUGACAAGAGUACAGUCACACAGAUUGAGAUUCGCAGUGCGCAGCACUACAACCUUACCAUCUACAACACAGGCUCCAACGUCAUUGAUGAUAGGGGUCUCGUUGUUCGUGUAUUGGAGAAAAAUGUGGUCCACACGGAUUCCGAAACAUUUUUGCGUAGUCCUAGCGAGGAACUUGUGGUGCACUGGAUAAAACGUCUUUUUCACGGGGAGCCACAGCAGCGCCCACGUCCCAUAGAAGCCACAGUCAUUCUUGACAAUGUUAACCUGUUGUUUGCGGCGCAGGAAAGUUUCUUGUCAGAGAUUGGCUCCACCGAAAACGACUUUUCACCGGAUUUUGUUAUGAACGCCCGGCGCACGUUGGCGAAACGUUACGGAGGUCUUUUGCAGCAUUGCGGGGCGAUGUCAUCUUGUCAUCCUCUUGCUCAGAUCAUCAUGAUGCGGAAGUCUCUCUACAGCGCAGCUGUAUCACUUUUGCAGAGUCUCAGGGAUGGUGCAGAAUGCUCAUGUGAUCUUGCACCCGUUUUGGAGUCUCUGCGCUUCUACAAUACCGCCACGGAGGCGGAGACAGAAGGUGGAAAUGGGGGUGCUGGUCUGGUCACUUCUGUUGUCAUGAAAUGGCUUUCUCAAGCAUUACAUUUCUACGGCUUGGUCAGCAGCAUGGGAUCGUUAUCGCAGGUGUUAGCAGAUCACGCAUCAUUUCUUCAGCGGCGAGAGCAGCGCUUCCUUGCGCUUCAUUCCAUAAAUCAACAGCUUCUUCUUCAUCCACGAGUGCUUGAGGACCUUGUCGAAUGCUGUGUGGAGUAUGUAGAGUGA